UGAGCAUAUACAAUACGUCACUUCCGUAAACAAUGUUUGGCGGCUUGUAAUUUUAUUUCUGAUACAGGUGGAGCGUUUCUGCUGCAGGUUUUCAAUUUAACCUAAUAAGAUAUUUUAAUUGGAACUUCUAGGUGCUGACAUAAAAAAGCAUGGCACUAAGCGCUGACACCAUUAAGAAGUAUGUCACAUUGGACAAUAAAAUCCAUGAACUGGAACUUAAGAACUCGCGUAAGGCUUAUGAACAACUUGAAAAUCAUCUGAAAAAUCUCAAGGGGGAACAAACAACACAAAAGGCUCAGUUUGAGCUAAAGUCUAAAGCCACGGCGAAAGAGAAGAGUGAUGUCGAUAAUUUAUCCAAGACAAUGGAGCAGACAGUGCUGGACAAGGGAAAAGAUGGCUACGAAAAAGCCAUGAAUAAAGAGGAGGCAGAGUAUUUAGAGGCGUUGGCCUCACAGGACAUGGUUAAGAAGAAUCUGGACAAGACGGAACAAGCAAUUAAGGAAAUCGAGGCAAAAUUGCCAGCAGCAAAGGCUGAGGUAGAUGUCCUGGACAAGCUGUGUAAGGAGCAGGAGGAAGUACUGAAUUCCAUCUUCAAGGGUAGCUAUGGGAGUGCCCUAGAAAACAGACUAGAGGCAGACCUUGACAUGAUGCAGGAAAAGAAGCAGAGAAUCGACGUGGCUCGGUACAAAUGGACCAAUGGGAGGGUCUUACUACAGCAUGCUGUCAACCAACUGGCUGCAGCCACCACCUGCUGGUCGGAUCUGAAAAAAGUCCCGACGGGUGACAGCCAGAGAAGAUACCAUGAAGCGACAAAAGCUCGUAACAACUUGAUAGCAGCCAUCCAGAACAUACAAAGUACCCAGAAAUACCUCGACAAUAUCACCUUCCCGUACUGCGACCAAAAGGAGAUCGUGACACUGGAAAAGGCGAUGAAUAACAUGUACACCGACAUGAUGACUCCUGAUCGCUAUCAACACGCUGAAGCGUGUUAUACAACCACUCAAAAACGUUGUGCAGCACUGCUACAGUGGUUUGAUGCGGUUAUAAACACUACAAUAUUGAAGGACUUGAAUGACGCUAAUGCGAAAGCUGCCGAGGCUGAAAAACACCUGAGGGCUGAAAGGAUGAGACUGCUGAAGGUGUUGGCUGAUGAACAGAAUAUUGCAUUCGAUAUGGAUGAAGCAGCUAAUCAGAUGAGAGUCCAAAAGAAAGGUGAGGCCCAGGGUAUGCAGGAACCAGAUGUCAAACCGGCCGGUGAACUACAGCAGGAAAAUACUCCAUCCCCCCCAAUGAAGAAUAUUGCUGAUAAAAUGCCCUCACAAGAUGAAAUCUUUGGUAACAUGGAGGAGUUGAAAAAGGUACACGACCAAAGAAUCUCAGAGUACCAGAAAGUUGAAGAGAUGAACAAAGCACGUAUGGACCAGGGAUUACAGGAGAAGUUGGCAGAAAGAAGGCAGCGCAGAAUGAAGCAAACUGCCAGCUGAUUGGUUCAAGUUGAGGACAGACCUGCAGUUAAUGAGAUUGUUUUUACUGAUUGGUUAAAAUUCAUAACAGAUUCACAGUUAAUGAGAUAAAGUUGAUUACAAACUCGCAGUUAAUGAGAUCCGUUUUUAACCCUUAGAGUGCUACAUUAAAAUAACAUACGGUAACCAAUCAGUGCUGAAUUAAUUAGGAAAAUUUAAUUUUCACUGUAGUUUAAAUUUGAAUAGAACUUUAUAAGUCACAAUUUUAGUAAAAACAUUGCAAAAAUAAUACUUGUGUUAAUAUUAAAACAUAUUAAUACCAAUGAAAAUUGGUUAUUUGAUAUGUUUGAUUAAAUUUUAAUCAACACGACUAGCUGUUGACCAUAUAAAAUACCAUUUUAUAGAAUGUGCAACUAUAGUUGUGACUAGCAGUGGUGGCCACAGAUAUACAGCACAACUAUAGUUGUGACUAGCACUCAAAGGGCAGUGUCGCAUACUAAAAUAGGGAAUGAAUCUCACUUUAUGUAGUGGAACAGCCCUUUGUUAUAUAUCUUAGUAAGUUUUGAAUUUUGUAGGGAAACAUAUCCAGUGCUUACAAUACAUUUUCUUGUUAUAAAUAUUUAUAGAAAGGCCUAAAGAUAAUUUGAUUGAUUCAUAAUCAAAAUAUUUCGUUCAUGGUAGAUUUGACGAGGGACCAUAUUUAUACUUUAUUUUCUAUUUUAUUAACUGUUUAUAUACAUCUAGUAUGACCAAACUUAACAAUUUGUGCUCAAUUAAAAUAAUCGAAGUUUUCCAAAAGAAUUUCCUAUCAGGUACACUGAUUGACUGUUAUAGACUCUCAGUCUUCUGUGUAAGGAUCAAAGAGCAACGGACCUAAUGCAAUAUUUUAUCAUUAUGUGAUAACAUGACACGGUUUGUUUGUUUUAGUGCAGGGGACUAGAGAUAGGCUGUAGCCUACAAAUAGGGCAGCCAGUAUGAUAAGUGGUAAAUAUGAAACAGGUCAAGUGUCUAUUGUGCAGAGGCAAAAUGGCUUCAUGUCAAUUUGACCUGAAAAUUUUCGAACCUAAAAUUGACCUGAAUUUUUGGUAAAAUUCAGGUUCAGUUCAGGUCAAUUUCACAUAACAAAAGUUUAGGUUAAUUUCAGGUCAAAUAGAUUUGAACAUUUGACCUAAAUUUGACAUCAAAAACUUUUGCCUGUGUAGGUCUCUAUUACUAUAGAGGUCCACAGCAUGACCUAAAUUGUUCCGUCCAGGGUAUGAAAUAUUUGUUAUUAAAUGUGUUUUGAACAUAUUGGUCUUAAGCUAUUUUUAGAAUAUUUGGGAAAACAAUCUAUAUUUAGAUUGGUCUUUUUUACUUUUCUAUGUCUGUUUUUUCUUGUUAUUGUAUUUUAUAGAUUUUAACACUUUCACCACUGUAGACCAUAAUGGGCUCAUCCAGAUCAAUGUAUGGUAGAGUCUACUAAAAUUACCUAGAGGUGAAAGGGUUAACACUUGUUUAGAUAUGGUCAUAUUUCAAUGAUGACUUCGGACAACUUCUGUAUUUUAUCCACAGAGAAACACGAAAGAGUGGAAAUUAUAAUCGAUGUACAAUCAAGAAUUAUGCGCAAAUGUGUAGUGAAAUAAAAGAUACAUUUGUGUGUGUAAAUGUCUGUGUUUUCAUUAAUGAGUUCAGGUGUAGAGUGAUUUAUUGAAAUGUUAGAGAUUUUUAAAUGUCUUUCUACAAAACGUGCUGUUCUUUCCUUUCAGUAACUUAAACUUUAUUACAUUAAUAGUGUGGUUGAACUGACUCCGUUUUACGCCAUUUACCAGAUAGCCCAAAUAGUAUUGAAAGACUGUUUAGGUAAAUAAAGGGUUAUCUUUAUGUUCAAGUUUAAGCUGUUAAAACAUUGGUUAAUGUGUUAAAAUAUUUAACUCGUUCCCCCUUGAAGACACAUUUGAACUAUUUUAAUUGAAAGGUUGGAAUAGUUCAUUAUAAAAUUUCAGGGAUGAAUGAGUUGAUAUGAACAUGUUCAUUAAUCUUAUUCCCAAAACAAUUACGGUCAUAGUGUAAACAGGAAAACUGUUGCCCCCAUUUUCUUUCAGCAUUUAACAAACGGUCUAGAAUUCAACAUGAAGAAAUUUCCGAUCUACUAUUGUUAUCAGUUAUUGGGGAGUUGUAAAAUCAACUGCAUAAGAUUUGCCGGGUGGUUCAAACAAAUUAUGUAAAAAUAGUAGCUUGAUGUCUGUUUUGAUUUUGCCCCCGUUAUGUUGGGGUUUGGUUUGUACACAGAUGUAAUUCUGAAAUUGUAUAUUAUACAGUAGGUUUCUCUGACUAACAAAUAAUUUACAAUUUAAGUGUAAAACUAAUGUUAAAAUGCUUCGCAAUUUUUGUUUGGAUAUUUUUCAGAAACUAAGAAAUGUUAUAUUGAUGAGUUUGGUAUUUCUAGCGAUAUUGAAACAUUCAAAGUUCAUAAUAGCUAAAUCCAUUACAAUAUCCACGUUUUUCGAUCUGAUAUUUUGAAAUGUUAUAUUGAUGAGUUUGGUAUUUCUAGCGAUAUUCAAACCAUCACGAUAUAAGAUGGUGAUUAUGAAUGUGUAUUACAGCUUUGGUUAUACGCAAGCAAAAGGUGUUUUUCUCGAUCUGAUAUUUUGAUCAGCCAAAUCUUCGAAAUUAAACCAACCCGAAAACUAACUUGCAUUACAGUAUUUGUUGUUAUCUAUCUUAACUCGUAUCAUUAUGAGUAAAAUCUAGAUAAUACUAUGAACGUUCCGUCUUUGAUAUCGUACUCCUACUGUCACAAUCCAUAAACAGACUUACACUUUAUGCUCAAUAUUAAAUGUAUACACCAGAAAAGAUGUAUGUAUUUAAUUUGAUAAGAUUUUAUAAGGAUUUUUUUCUUUCUAUACAAUCAUAUAUGUAGUAUACAAAUUCAACUUCUAAACCAUAUUUCUACAUUGUUGUUAAUUCAAGAUAAAUAUUGUAUACAAUUUAUUGCUUAGUCUAUCCCGGAUAUAGUUGUAGAUUUGUUUUAGUGUAACUUUUUGAUUUUACAUGGAACAAAAGAUAAAAUGUGACUUCAUUAUUUAAAUGCAUUACACAUUUAGUUGACCACAUGUGUUACAAUGAUAAAGUUAAUGCCUUGUCAACCUAUGAAGGGCCAUUUGCGCUUUAAACGCAAUGAUUGGAAACUUUGAUCACUUGCAGAACCUUCCAAAACUCGAAAAGGUGCCGUAAUAGUCCUUAUUAGGUCUGAUUAGACAUUCGUUAGGUGUGUACUGUCUAGAACUAGGGUUUGUUUUCUGUAGACCCUUCAGUUAGACGUGUUAUGUUAGCAUGUAAUUCUCCCUCGAGGAAUACCGAAGGUAAACAGCAUUACCUAGGACCCAAAAUGUCACCAAAGUCUUACUUUCUCCAUGUGCUGGAACACUUCAGAUUUCUGACUGUAAUAUUCAUUCAUAAUUUUUGCUCGGUUUUUUUUAUUCUUUUUUAAUUUUGACUAAAAUGAAGGGUGGAUAGUUUGAUUAGGCAUAAAGUACUGAACGUUCCUUGUUUUGGUUCUUCUUUUACAUUGUAACAGUUUUUGUAUAAAUCAUUUGUGUAUAAUAACAUCCCUCAAGCAUUAUUAGUAAAUUGAUGUAGAUCACU
Mizuhopecten yessoensis (Yesso scallop) is the source of this 5087-nucleotide messenger RNA. RefSeq lists its product as uncharacterized. The record is from RefSeq and is a predicted model, not a curated record. The transcript is spliced from 11 exons. The coding region runs from base 150 to 1484 and encodes 444 amino acids. Lineage: Eukaryota; Metazoa; Mollusca; Bivalvia; Pectinida; Pectinidae.